Molecule: messenger RNA, 2050 nt
Organism: Quercus lobata
Lineage: Eukaryota; Viridiplantae; Streptophyta; Magnoliopsida; Fagales; Fagaceae
Product: V-type proton ATPase subunit B 2
Exons: 15
Coding region: 116-1582 (488 amino acids)
Biological process (GO): ATP metabolic process; vacuolar acidification; proton transmembrane transport
Cellular component (GO): proton-transporting V-type ATPase, V1 domain
Molecular function (GO): ATP binding; proton-transporting ATPase activity, rotational mechanism
Source: RefSeq, a predicted model, not a curated record
AUCUCAGUUCUCAUUCUCUCUCUCUUCGCCAAUCCCUCUCUCUCUCUCUCUCUCUCUCUCUCUCUCUCUCCGUCUUCGCUUCGCUUCGUUUCGGAUCGGAAAUUGAAGCUUUAUAAUGGGCGUGCCGCCAAAAAAUCACGAUGUGGAUGAGGGGUUACUGGAGAUCGGCAUGGAGUAUAGAACUGUUUCAGGAGUUGCAGGACCUCUAGUUAUCCUUGAGAAAGUAAAGGGACCCAAAUAUCAAGAGAUCGUCAAUAUUCGUUUAGGAGAUGGAUCCAUCAGACGUGGUCAAGUCCUAGAAGUUGAUGGAGAAAAGGCUGUUGUUCAGGUUUUUGAAGGAACAUCUGGAAUUGACAACAAGUUCACAACUGUGCAAUUUACAGGAGAGGUUUUGAAAACUCCUGUCUCAUUGGACAUGCUUGGGCGCAUAUUUAAUGGUUCUGGGAAACCGAUCGAUAAUGGUCCCCCAAUUUUGCCUGAGGCUUACUUGGAUAUAUCUGGAAGUUCUAUCAACCCUAGUGAGAGAACCUAUCCUGAGGAGAUGAUACAGACAGGGAUUUCUACAAUUGAUGUGAUGAAUUCCAUUGCUAGAGGGCAAAAGAUUCCGCUUUUCUCUGCUGCUGGUCUUCCCCACAAUGAAAUAGCUGCUCAGAUAUGUCGCCAGGCUGGUUUGGUCAAGCGAUUGGAGAAGACUGAAAAUCUUCUUGAGGAUGCGGAAGACGACAAUUUUGCCAUUGUAUUUGCUGCUAUGGGUGUAAAUAUGGAGGCUGCACAGUUUUUCAAACGUGAUUUUGAGGAAAAUGGCUCUAUGGAGAGAGUGACCCUCUUUCUGAACCUGGCAAAUGACCCAACAAUUGAACGUAUUAUCACUCCUCGUAUUGCUCUAACUACUGCCGAAUAUUUGGCUUAUGAAUGCGGGAAGCAUGUUCUUGUCAUACUUACGGAUAUGAGUUCUUAUGCUGAUGCUCUUCGUGAGGUGUCUGCUGCUCGUGAAGAGGUGCCAGGAAGGCGUGGGUAUCCUGGUUAUAUGUAUACUGAUUUGGCAACAAUUUAUGAGCGUGCUGGAAGAAUUGAAGGGCGGAAAGGCUCCAUUACACAAAUUCCAAUUUUAACUAUGCCUAAUGAUGAUAUUACACAUCCGACUCCAGAUCUUACUGGAUAUAUCACAGAGGGUCAGAUAUACAUUGACAGGCAGUUGCACAACAGACAGAUAUAUCCACCAAUUAAUGUUCUUCCGUCACUGUCUCGACUGAUGAAGAGUGCCAUUGGAGAGGGGAUGACUCGCAGAGAUCAUUCUGAUGUUUCCAACCAGCUAUAUGCAAACUAUGCUAUUGGGAAGGAUGUUCAGGCCAUGAAAGCAGUGGUUGGAGAAGAAGCACUUUCUUCUGAGGAUUUGCUGUAUUUGGAGUUCUUGGAUAAAUUUGAGAGAAAAUUCGUGGCCCAAGGAGCUUAUGACACUCGCAAUGUCUUUCAGUCGCUAGAUUUGGCAUGGACACUCCUUCGCAUUUUCCCGCGUGAGCUUCUCCACCGUAUACCUGCAAAGACCCUUGACCAGUUCUAUAGCCGUGAUGCAAACAAUUGAUCGAGGAAAGUUAGCUCACAUCUCCUUUUCUCCUACUUAGUUAGCGUUGCAUGAGAUCUGCAAUUUGUUUCUUUAUUUGCUUUUAUGUCCUGGGUUGCACAUCUCUUUUAUAUAUCAAUAAUGGUUGUGGUCUUUUUAAAGUCCCGCAUCUUGAAAGCUGUUUGGCUAGUCAAAGUGAUGAGUAUUCUUCUAGGGAAGGCUUUUAGUUCUUGUAAUAUCUGUGUUUUUUAAAUUUUUUUGGGUUACCUUUUUAUUAGUUUGUGUCACCCAUCCAUGGUUUGGGUGUUGCAUUUCUCUCUCUUUUUCCCCCUGAAAAGUUGAGGAACUAUCGGACAUUUAGGAAUGAUGAAGUCUUGUUAGACAUGCUUGUUGUUCUAUAAUCAUAUUUAAUUGUAAGUUUAUCUUCAUGGAUUUUUUUACUCUUCAGAUGAUAUACAAUCUCAGUUUGAUUUUUUCAUAAUGCAAUAA